AUGGAUGCCAUAACAUUCCUUUUCAUGCUCCUGCAAAGCCUCAUCCAGUAUCUGCGUCCUGUAAGUGAUGUUUUGGAUGAGGAGACACAUCUGCGCAUGGAGCUGCGUGCAAAGCGCUUGGAGCAGAAGAGAAUUCAGCUGGAUCGGGAGGAAGAGCAGCUCGCCCUGAGGCAGAAUGAUGUGGUGCAGUACUUGCUGCUAAUAUCUGUUGCUCUGCUUCUGGUCCUUGUCUUGGUCAUGUGGUUUAUGGGGCAUAAAAGGAGGCUGAGGAGGGAGGAGAAUGAAGAUGAAAAUGGGAGUGCAAAUGAGGAAGAAGUUGUUGGAAAUGAAGUGGAUGAUCACGUUCAAGAUAACAUAGGAAGGAGACUGGUGGAGCGCAUCCAGUGGCCUGUACAGAACCUGCUGGCUGGCUGCGAGUGGACAACUGACCUGAUGGACAAUUAUACCAUUUACUUUGGUCAUGUCUUGUCAAACAGUUUCUACCCAGUCCUGCAACGAGCCAUCGGGGUGGGCAGUGCCUUUGAAGGUUGGAGUCCCCGCGAGCAGGACGUUGUGUACCGCGUGCUCGUCCCCAUGACCCCUCCCCGAGGCCACAGCUUCCACCUGGAGCUGGACACUGCAGGGCACGCGCAGGUGAGGAACUUCCGUGUGCGCGUGCAGCUGGAGUGCACCUGCACGAGGGAGCAGCAGGGCGACAACAUGCUGUGCUUCCUGCACCACCCCAAGGAGGAGCUGAGGAGGAAUCAGGAUCCCAGCCUCCUGGACACCCUGUGCACCGGCUCCUACCUGGACGUGCAGAAAACGGCCCGCUGGUUCUGCCAACUGGUGAGAGCAAUCUGGCCAGCUUUGCCUCAGUCACACAGUUGGCAUUUAACGCUGCUGCCCUCCAGACGCUCCUGCCAGUUCAAGGUGACCGAUGGAGAAGAGAGCUUCAGGAUUGAGAUGUUGUUUGGGGUAAGGAGAGGCGACUCAGACAUCUUUGUCAGCAGCCAGCCUAGAGAGGCCCAUACCCCAAACACAACCUGGCCUGAGACUUAUGCUGUGGCAGAGAUGAAGUUCUUCAAUCACCUUGCCAGGCAGGCCCCCCCCGACAGUUUGCACCUCAGAUGCCUGCAGCUCUUUUCCCAUCUCCAGCUGGGCAUAGGCUUUUCCACCUACACCAUGAAGACCAUCGUAAUGCACCUCCUGAACACCAUUCCUGUGUCACAGUGGUGCAGGAGACAUUUCCUGAGGCGACUGAUAAAUAUCAGUGAGAGUCUGCGCUUCUCCCUGGAAGAUAAAUGCCUCAACCACUUUAUUGUGGGCAAUCGGAGGCUUCCUGAAGAGAUCAGCUUGCCCCCAGAUGUUCUAAUGGCUGAGCCUCCCAACUUCUUCCAACGCCUGGCAAUGGAUCCAGCUGCCCAUUUCCAGGCCAUAGGCGAGUACCUGGAUCUGCAACGUCAGCUCCUAACAAUCCUUAAUCCUGACAAUUGA
Molecule: messenger RNA, 1473 nt
Organism: Poecile atricapillus (Black-capped chickadee)
Lineage: Eukaryota; Metazoa; Chordata; Aves; Passeriformes; Paridae
Product: inositol 1,4,5-trisphosphate receptor-interacting protein-like 1
Exons: 1
Coding region: 1-1473 (490 amino acids)
Cellular component (GO): membrane
Source: RefSeq, a predicted model, not a curated record